Symbiodinium necroappetens is the source of this 497-nucleotide messenger RNA. NCBI's taxonomy places the organism in Eukaryota, Dinophyceae, Suessiales, Symbiodiniaceae. The record is from the annotation of a GenBank genome assembly.
AUGUCGCCAAACCCUGACGAUACAUGGAAGGUUCCACCAAAUACAACAUGGAGCGCGAUGAUCUCGCAGGAGGCAGAUGCCAGCCCAGACAAGGGUGUCUCAGAGUGGGGAGAUCUUUCGGCGAGAGAGGGGCCCUCCAGAUGGAAGCUUCUCAUCGUUGUCAUUGACUGUAGCUAUGGACCGCGGCUCUCGAAUCCUCCGAGGUCGAUCCGUGCGCUGAAGGCAAAACUGGCUGCUGCACUCGGAAUUGAGGCAUUGUCAAAGCAAUCUGGCACUGGUGGCGCAGAGGCAGCAUCUGCACAAGCAAUCGUCUCGGGUGUUGAAGGGCCUCAAAGACAUCUAAUCGAACAGGACGAUGACCUGUGUGGCUUUUGGGACAGGGUAGCGACCAAUCCUGGUGUGUCUGAGGCGGAUGCAGAGGAGGUACGUAGAAUAAGCAAGUCACUGACGGUUCCUACGUCCUCUUUGCCCGGAACUAUGCAGCACACCUGGGGCUC